GGAGCGAGGUCGCGCAGGCGCAGACGGCGUUGGUUCGAGAAGACCUUCAGCGUUGCCUUGGUGGAGCGGGACGGGCCCACCCUCGGGUUGUAGAUAUGUGUAACACACCAACUUACUGCGACCUAGGAAAGGCUGCCAAGGAUGUCUUUAACAAAGGGUAUGGGUUUGGCAUGGUCAAAAUAGAUCUGAAAACCAAAUCUUGUAGUGGAGUGGAAUUUUCUACUUCAGGUCAUGCUUAUACUGAUACAGGGAAAGCAUCAGGCAACCUAGAGACCAAAUACAAGGUCUGUAACUAUGGGCUCACCUUCACCCAAAAGUGGAAUACAGACAAUACUCUUGGGACGGAAAUCUCUUGGGAGAAUAAGUUGGCUGAAGGGUUGAAACUGACUCUUGAUACCAUAUUUGUACCAAACACAGGAAAGAAGAGUGGAAAGUUAAAGGCCUCCUAUAGACGGGAUUGUUUUAGUGUCGGCAGCAAUGUUGAUAUCGAUUUUUCUGGACCCACCAUCUAUGGCUGGGCUGUGUUGGCCUUUGAAGGUUGGCUUGCUGGCUAUCAGAUGAGUUUUGACACAGCCAAAUCCAAACUGUCUCAGAAUAACUUUGCUCUUGGUUACAAGGCGGCAGACUUCCAACUGCAUACUCACGUGAACGAUGGCACUGAAUUUGGAGGCUCUAUCUACCAGAAAGUGAACGAGAAGAUUGAAACGUCAAUAAACCUGGCGUGGACAGCUGGCAGCAACAACACUCGUUUUGGCAUUGCUGCGAAAUAUAAGCUGGAUUGUAGAACUUCUCUCUCUGCCAAAGUAAACAAUGCCAGUUUAAUUGGACUGGGUUAUACGCAGACCCUCCGACCAGGAGUCAAACUGACCCUGUCAGCUUUAAUAGAUGGAAAGAACUUCAAUGCAGGAGGCCACAAGGUUGGAUUGGGAUUUGAACUGGAGGCUUAAUGUGGUUUUGAGUAGAGUAUCAAUUGUCCCUGGAAAUGAAGAGAAAUGAACCCACUAUGUUUUGGCCUUAAAAUUCUGUGAAAUUUCAAAAGUGUGAACUUUUUAUUCUUCCAAAGAAUUGUAAUUCUUCCCACACUGAAGUCUAGAGAUUACAGAUCCAUCCAAUGGGAGGUCCUUGAAGGCAUGCCUGGAAAUUGUCGUGUUUGUGCCACAUUUCAGUUGAGUUCUGCAGAGUUAAUUUAAAUAUGUUCCUCAGCAACAACGUAGUGUCGUGUUAAAGGAAGUGACCGCCUCCCCAGUUUGUCCAUCACGUCCUGCAUGUCCCACUCCACUUUUCCAUGACCUUUUGUUAUAUCAGUCUCUGCUCUAGUGAGAUCUUUGGUUUUGCAUCAGAGUAAAAUAAACCCAUCACAUUUGGAACAUAA
Messenger RNA from Apodemus sylvaticus (European woodmouse), 1372 nucleotides. It is a transcript of the gene Vdac3, whose product is annotated as voltage dependent anion channel 3. Gene Ontology annotation, molecular function: voltage-gated monoatomic anion channel activity. Bases 96 to 947 code for a protein of 283 amino acids. The transcript is spliced from 9 exons. Gene Ontology annotation, cellular component: mitochondrial outer membrane. Gene Ontology annotation, biological process: monoatomic anion transmembrane transport. The record is from RefSeq and is a predicted model, not a curated record. NCBI's taxonomy places the organism in Eukaryota, Metazoa, Chordata, Mammalia, Rodentia, Muridae.